AUGUUGCCGAACGUGAACACAUCAUUAUCAGGUUACGUCCAAGUGCACAACGGGCUCCGCUUGAUUCUGGAUCGAAAUUGUAUCGUUCGAUCGGCGGCUUGCGGAUCUUCCGAGAAAAAAGUUAUGCUACUCUCUGGUGGAGGAAGCGGUCACGAACCAGCCCACGUGGGUUACGUUGGCUAUGGAAUGCUGGAUGGAGCAGUUUGCGGAGACGUUUUCUGUUCACCGUCUGCGACGGCGAUAGUGGAUUGUUUACAAUCAAUAGCGACACCGAACGAUGAGGUUUUGUUUAUUGUUAAUAACUACACCGGUGAUAGGCUGAAUUUCGGGCUGGCAGCAGAACGCGCUGCGGUAUUCUACGGAUUUAAAAAAGUAAUGAUUUUGCUGAACGACGAUGAUUGUUCUAUUGAGGAAGGACUUGUGAGAAGAUCAGUCGGUAAGCGAGGAUUGGCUGGAUCUGUUUUGCUUAUAAAAAUACUUGGGGCCAUGGCAGAAUCAGGACAUACGAUCGAAGAAAUCUAUCGACUCGGAAAUGAAAUACUACGUGAAGGUCACCUGGCCACGUUCGGUUUUACCUUCGAUAUCGUCAACGAGAAAUUGGUGAAUGUCGAGUUGGGAAAAGGACUUCAUGGUGAGCCUGGAGUGUAUAAACUGCAGACGUGCGAUAAUUUCGAGCCUAUAAUAGAGUUUAUGAUAGACAAACUGAGUAAGAAAAUUAAAACCUCUUCGAUUGUUGUUGUGCUUAUCAAUAACCUUGGCGGAACAUCUGAGUUUAUGUUAGGUGUUUUUAUGGCCAUUCUGUUUAAGAAAUUACAGAAAAGUUAUGCAGUACAUCGAAUCUAUUCUGGAACGUUCUUCUCUUCACUGGGCACGACGGGAUUAUCAGUUACGUUAUUAAAUCUUGGCUAUUCUGAUAAAUUGUUAUCCUAUUUGGACUUCGAAGUCCAACACAUCGCACACGCUUUGUUAACGAACCGCGAUUUGCUAAAUACUUACGACAGAGAAUGUGGCGAUGGCGAUACUGGCAAUACAAUUGCCAAAGGAGCCCAAGCAAUACUUGAUCAUCUGGAAUCUGCAACGAUUGAGAUUCUAUAUCCUGCCAAAUUGCUGCUUGAUCUUAGCAUGAUUAUGCAAUUGAAUGUCGGAGGAACGUCCGGGGCCCUAUACAGUCUCUUACUUCAAACGGCAUCAACAGUGUUUGUGGAAGCCGAUCGUGAUUCAAAGGUAACGAUAAAACACUGGAUUCAAGCUCUCUCACGAGGAAAUGAGGCUAUCAAACGAUACGCACUUGCAGAGUUAGGAGACCGAACCAUGCUGGAUCCGCUCGGGCAAGCAGAAUUGGAAUUAAAACGUGUUUAUUCGGCGAGUCUUUCCACGAUAGAAUAUAUUCGAAUAUUUUCCGAAACGUGUCAACGUGUUGCUGAGGAUACCCGCCGGAUGGUUCCGAAAUCGGGUAGAGCAAGCUACUCAGCAGUGGAAUCGGGCCAGGCCGAUUACAAAUGCCCAGAUCCGGGAGCCUUUGCUAUUUCUGUUUGGGCACGGGCACUCUUAGAAGCCUGCAAGGUAGCGAAAAUGGAUCAAGAAUAA
Sabethes cyaneus is the source of this 1587-nucleotide messenger RNA. Its product is annotated as triokinase/FMN cyclase-like. The transcript is spliced from 2 exons. The coding region runs from base 1 to 1587 and encodes 528 amino acids. The record is from RefSeq and is a predicted model, not a curated record. Gene Ontology annotation, biological process: glycerol catabolic process. NCBI's taxonomy places the organism in Eukaryota, Metazoa, Arthropoda, Insecta, Diptera, Culicidae. Gene Ontology annotation, cellular component: cytosol. Gene Ontology annotation, molecular function: glycerone kinase activity.